AGUUCAGUUCCUCCAUUCUGUAACAUAUAAUUUGUCCCAAGAUACAGCACUCGUGUCGAAUUAAUCCAGACCUUCUGUGAACACCUGCUUAGUGCAAGUUUAUGCUAAUUCGGGAGCUUGUCUCGGGCAACAAGUGUGGCAAAAAACCCAUUCCCUGUGAUCCGUACUAUAAAUGAUUGCGGUGAUAAACAGAACAGCCUAUGUAUGGUUGUGGUGCGUGUCUGGCGAUGCAAAUGGGAUGCAGGUGACGUCGUGUUGGCCGUUGCAGUAACACAUAAACCUUAGAAAACGUGAUAUAAAUCGUCUGACGGUGUACCGCUUAAUGCUGGCUGUAUCAAGAACCGGUUUCCCCAGUCCUAAACCUGUCAAAAGAAAUAGCAGAGCAGAAGAGAACCUACCCUUUGGUGUGCCCUUGAAUAGCAUAAGGUGUAGUGCGAAUAUGCGACGAGUUUGUAGCCGAGCCGAAGCGGAAGGGCGGCAAAUUUCAAACCAUAAGUCGAACGACUUAUGUCGACAUAAGUCGACAACGAGUUACGGAAUUCCGAAACCCCAAAAACAGGUGGCGACUGGCAGUCGAUUGUGUUAGAGGCGUGAUAGCGCGUCCGUCGGUAUAGUGACGUAAGCGGACGCCGUAAUCCGUCGUAUUCAACGAGUCGUAUCCAACAACUCAUCGUGCGGACCAUCGCUUGAAAGUGAGAUCUGUUUUGCUUGAUAAAUCUGGAGCAUUGUCGAGUUUUGUGAUAUAAUAUCGACAUCUUGGGUUCGCCAAUCAGCAAGUGAAUUUCUAUUAUGUUUUGCAGGUGUCGCUACAUCCACAUAGAAACCAACAGGAAUCCGGUGCAUCUUGGGCGUACCCUACCCAUCAACGCAGCCUAUUUUCGUCUUCUGCAUUCCCGGACAGUCAUAGUGGAUCGAAUCAACGCAAACGUUGCCAUUUAAUGUUUCAAAUAUUUUGCGCUGGUCCUGUCGUUAUCUUAGUCCGAUAUCAAAGACUAACGAAUUUAAUGAGGUGCCAUUGGAAUGAGAGAGCCAAUAUAUUGGAGCGGCGCGAGCAAAGUUCAGUCGAGUCGAACGUCAUAGAUUUCUAGAAUCGAUAACGUUGUGAUAUCACGCUAAAGUGAACCUUCGUAUUGAGCAGAAGCUCGGUGCUGUUCGAUAGAGUUCACAUUCGCUAGGGUAGCAGACGAAAUCGUAAGUGGUUCGAAACUAGUAUAUGGACAGCAUGACUAUAUCAGCGAUUCCCCCUGCAGAACCUGUUUGGUGUCUGGAUCGGCGGGACUCUGGCCAUCUUUUUUGGCGCCGAGAAUCAUCCAAGGUGAAGUUUCGAUACGACGUGGAAGUGCUAGAGUUUACCAAAGAUCCAUAUGAAGAUCAACUACUGAUAACGGACAGCGAGCUAAACCGCACGAAACAAAAUCAGGCUAACGCGGUUUCGAACAUACUCGUUGUGUGUGCCACGUGCGUGGCUGCACUUGCCGUAACGGUUGUGUUACCCUGGUUUCUCAUAGGGUCGGCAUAGAUGAGCAUCGAACCGCAAGGCGGAGGUUGUGACUAAUGCAUAUAUGGUUUACCCAAGUUGCUUUUCUCUGCAGAGAAAUGCUGAAAUAUUGGGUAACAUAAUUGUGAUACAUAACACUAGCUGCUGAGAGUCUAGGAACAUUUGGUUUUCUCCUAAACCAUUUUCUACUAAUUUUUAAGAAUGCUAGUUUAUCAACUUUACUCAGUUUUAUAAAGGCUAUGAUACACAAUCCUUUAAAUGCGUUGAGUUGAGGACUGCACAUGUUGAGAAACCAGAAAUGUACUUAGGAUUACCAUAGAAUUCCAGCUGAGUCAUCUUAGCAAAGGUGCGUCUCUAGCAACUAUUCUAUGUCAUUUAGAGCGGUUGAGUAGUGGUAAGGUAAUGUCAAAUGUAUCAAUUUUACAGUUACCAGUUGGGAAAACCAAAUCGCUCCGGUAAAAUGUAUUAGAGUGUGUAGAUGCCCUAUGCCAUCACUGCUAUAGUAAUGAAAUCAAACAUUCAAUCGACCAAUAAGGUUGUUUUUAGAAUGAUUUCAUUAUACGCUUUUUCACAAAUUUGUUUUUAUUAUUUAGGAAGAAUAGGGGAAAAACAGAAUUGUAAAAAAAGUUUGUAUAACAUAGGGAAGAGAAUGGACAAUAAAGAGGUAACUUAUUAGUCUACACUACCAUUCAUUUCACCAUUCCUUUAUCAUGGAAAAUAUAAUCCUGUCAAUCAAUAUGUUUAGAUAGAACAGAAUAAUUGUAUUUACUUGACAUGAAGAUCCUAGAAUGUUGUAGUAAAUGUUGAAUAUGAUAAAUUUCAAUAAAACGUUCCGCGGAUGGCGGCAGUCCAAACAUGCACCUACCACAGAACAGAACUUGCAUAUGGGACAGGGGUCGAAUUUUUAGCUGAACUCGACCUCUUAAUAAAUGACAGGGUUGUAUAUAGUAGCCGAGCUUGAAAUGUUGAUUAGCAAUCACCAAAACGGUGCGAUGAAACAUUUUUUUUCAGAAACGUUUUUUUUAUUUUUAUGUUUUCGCUUCUCAACAACGUAUAUAUACAGAUACAUUCUUAAAAUAAAUCGUAACUUUGUAAAAUUCUUCGGUAAAGUAACAAGUCGAUCCAGGUGGAGAAAGUACUUGCAUUCCAAGUUAUUGUAGCAGACUACUCCGAUCGUAGAACGAUGCAAUCGCACACUGAUCCGAGAAACAAGUAUUAUUCGCAAGGCGGGUGCAAUGAUUUGGUGUAAUCAACAUAUCGUCACUUGCGUGUAGUGAUUGCUGUGCAGCUUAUAUUUUCGUGAAAUCACGGGAACGGCGUUUGAGCCUGUGCACCCAACUGUGCGACAAACGUGAGAUAACAAACUUCGUGAAAUGCCACAGUAGAGCCAACAUAACGUUACUCGGUGCUUGUUUGUAGAAUAAUGUAUGAUAUUCAUACGGUCUUAGUUGUUUGGAGUCAGUGAGGGUAAGCAUUCGUAAAUGGUUUGUAGUAUCAAAAACUAUUAUCAAUCAUUGCAUCAAGCUUAAGAACGAGGAACCUGUGCGAAAAUAAAUAACUCCACUGCAGAACGCCAGUAAACAGAUAUUGUCUUUACGAGUUUGUCGGCCCAUUCGAUGUUAAUUCGACUCUCGUCGCAUCCACGCGGGUAUCUUAUCUUUUAGCGCCUCGCGGAUAUGACGGUACAUAAUAAGCAAUAUUACUGGUAUGGCUAGUUUAGGAUUUUUGAAUAGAUACAACCAACAGGCGAUGGCAAACAGUGCCACAUCAGUCAAAUAAGAUAUAGUGGGCUUGAGUGACUGUUCGUCGGGUCUCUCAUCGGCUGUUUCUAACAACUUUGGUAUAGUUGCAGCAGGAGCAGAAAUAGAUUUAUUGACCGACGGUUCGGGAGUUGGUGGUUUAUUGGUCACAGCUGGAGCAGUAACAGACGUCGAAGGUGUUUUAGAUGGUUUUACAUUUGGUGUUGUGAUGGUUCCCACACGAACAGCUGAGUUUGAUCUCGAGCGGUUACGGGUAGCCGUACCUGCUUUAUCAGUGAUACGUCUUUUCUCGAUUGGUCUGCUUGCUCGCCCAUUCUCAUCCUUCGUACCAGUUGUGUUUGCAAUGGGUCCUGUUUCGCGAUUUGCGGAAGGCGGUCUCACCGUCACAUCACUUUCAACGGAGGCCGAUCGUUGACGUAGAAUUUUACUCUCACGAGCCGGUUUA
Anopheles darlingi is the source of this 3703-nucleotide messenger RNA. RefSeq lists its product as uncharacterized. Bases 1214 to 1519 code for a protein of 101 amino acids. The record is from RefSeq and is a predicted model, not a curated record. The transcript has 3 exons. Lineage: Eukaryota; Metazoa; Arthropoda; Insecta; Diptera; Culicidae.